AUGUCGACAGCACAGAAAGCUAAGAUAUUGCAACUCAUCGAUUCCUGCUGCCAAAAUGCAAAAAGCACACAACUGAAAUCUUUAUCAUUUGUUAUUGGAGCAGUAAAUGGCACGACGAAAGAAGCUAAAAGAACCUACAUUCAAGAACAGUGUGAAUUUUUGGAGAAGUUACGACAACAAAAGAUAAGAGAGGGAAGAAUUAACAUAUUGUCUAUGGAUGCUGGUGUUUCUAACUUUGCUUUCUCUAAGAUGCAAUUGCUCAAUAAUGAUCCGCUCCCUAAAGUACUAGACUGGCAAAAGAUAAAUCUAGAGGAGAAAUUUUUUCAAAACCUCAAAAAGUUAAGCUUGAAUCCUGCUGAAACUUCUGAGCUUGUAUUUAACCUUACGGAGUAUUUAUUUGAAUCUAUGCCGAUACCAGAUAUGUUUACAAUUGAAAGGCAACGUACCAGAACUAUGUCUUCGAGGCAUAUUUUAGACCCAAUUUUAAAAGUGAAUAUUCUCGAACAGAUUCUUUUCUCUAACUUGGAAAAUAAAAUGAAGUAUACGAAUAAAAUACCGAAUACGUCCAAGUUGAGGUAUAUGGUAUGUUCGUCCGAUCCACAUCGGAUGACUUCAUAUUGGUGCAUUCCAAGAGAAGAGACACCGACCAGUUCAAAAAAGUUAAAAUCUAACAAACAUAGCAAAGAUUCUCGAAUAAAGCUAGUGAAAAAAAUACUUUCAACCUCAAUACUAGAAGGUAAUUCAACUAGUUCUACAAAACUGGUCGAGUUCAUAGGAGUUUGGAAUAAUAGGAUAAGAAAUGCCCUUACCAAAAAAAAAAGUUUCAAGCUAUGUGAUAUACUAGAGAUCCAAGAUAAUUCGGGGGUGAGAAAAGAUGACGAUUUGGCAGAUUCAUUCCUCCAUUGUUUGUCUUGGAUGGAGUGGUUAAAAAAUUAUGAAAGUAUUACUGAACUCUUGAAUUCAAAAACACUGGUUAAAACACAGUUCGGACAGGUGUUUGAAUUUUGUGAAAAUAAGGUACAAAAGCUGAAAUUUUUGCAGAACACUUACAACAAUGACUAA
This is a messenger RNA of Saccharomyces cerevisiae S288C, 1062 nucleotides long. It is a transcript of the gene CCE1, whose product is annotated as cruciform cutting endonuclease. Gene Ontology annotation, molecular function: crossover junction DNA endonuclease activity; nucleic acid binding. The transcript has a single exon. The record is from RefSeq and is marked reviewed. Gene Ontology annotation, cellular component: mitochondrion. NCBI's taxonomy places the organism in Eukaryota, Fungi, Ascomycota, Saccharomycetes, Saccharomycetales, Saccharomycetaceae. Bases 1 to 1062 code for a protein of 353 amino acids.